AUGUACCUAGGGUUUGGCUAUUCGCCCAUUAAAGCCAUACGUGAGCUGGGUUCAGAACGUCAUGAGACAGUUCGGUCCAUAUCUGGUGUGGGCGUUAGAGCAUUGAGAGGACCUUUCCCUAGUACGAGAGGACCGGGAAUGACGCACCUUUGGUGUACCAAUUAUCGUGCCCACGGUAAACGCUGGGUAGCCAAGUGCGGAGUGGAUAAUUGCUAA
Messenger RNA from Prunus armeniaca (apricot), 216 nucleotides. Lineage: Eukaryota; Viridiplantae; Streptophyta; Magnoliopsida; Rosales; Rosaceae. The record is from the annotation of a GenBank genome assembly.